Arabis nemorensis is the source of this 237-nucleotide messenger RNA. NCBI's taxonomy places the organism in Eukaryota, Viridiplantae, Streptophyta, Magnoliopsida, Brassicales, Brassicaceae. The record is from the annotation of a GenBank genome assembly.
AUGACAGUUUCAAGAUCUCACCGUACCAAGGUAAUUCCUUAUUCAUAUACUGGAGAGAUUAGGGUGUACUGUGCAAUUGCUCGAUCUGUUGUUCUAAAGAUUUAUAGAUUUUUCAGAGCUCUUGCUUCAUACAACAUUAGAAAUGUUGAGAUGACAGUUUCAAGAUCUCACCGUACCAAGGUUGAGUUAAAGGAAAAUCCGAAUUUGGUGGCUUUGGAGUUACUUAAAAUGAUGUGA